Molecule: messenger RNA, 1861 nt
Organism: Camelus dromedarius (Arabian camel)
Lineage: Eukaryota; Metazoa; Chordata; Mammalia; Artiodactyla; Camelidae
Gene: DDX28
Product: DEAD-box helicase 28
Exons: 1
Coding region: 27-1643 (538 amino acids)
Molecular function (GO): RNA helicase activity; ATP binding; mRNA binding
Source: RefSeq, a predicted model, not a curated record
UGCGCCUCUCCCUCGCCAAAAGGAAUAUGGCUCUAACAUGGUCGCUGCGGCUGUUGUCGCUCGGGGCUCGGUUGCUUUCAGCUCCUCGACGGUACCUGACGGUCUGCGGUCCCGAAGAGCCCCUGCCUGUGGUGCGCAUCCCGCGGGCUUUACAGCGGCGGCAGCAACAGCGGCAGAGCGGGCAGCAGAGCCCCACAGUGCUGGUGCGACCUGGCCCGCUGCUAAUCUCGGCACGGCGGCCAGAGUUGAACCAGCCGGCGCGCCUCACGCUGGGCCGUUGGGAGCCCGCACCACUCGCCUCCCGUGGCUGGAAGAAUCGGCAGGCCCACCGGGAUCACUUCUCCAUCGAGCGCGCGCAACAUGAGACCCCAGCGCUGCGGAACCUCUCGUCCAAGGGGAGCUUUGCCGAUCUGGGUCUGGAGCCCAGCGUGCUGAGCGCACUGCGAGAGGCUGCUCCCGAAGUCGUUCGGCCCACAACCGUGCAGUCGAGCACCAUUCCACCACUACUUCGCGGUCGCCACAUCCUCUGCGCGGCGGAAACCGGCAGUGGCAAGACUCUUGGCUACAUACUACCUCUGCUUCAGCGGCUCUUGAGCCAGCCAAACCUGGACUCCUGUCGUAUCCCUGCUCCUCGAGGUUUGGUCCUUGUUCCUUCGAGAGAAUUAGCCGAACAGGUUCGGGCCGUGGCCCAGCCCUUGGGCAGCUCCUUGGGCCUCCAGGUGCAGGAGUUAGGUGGAGGCCAUGGCAUGAGGAGGAUCAGGCUGCAACUGUCCAAACAACCUCCAGCAGAUGUAGUAGUGGCCACUCCGGGGGCUCUGUGGAAGGCCCUGAAAAGUCAACUGAUCAUCCUAGAGCAGCUCUCCUUCUUGGUUUUGGAUGAGGCAGACACACUGUUAGAUGAAAGCUUCCUGGAUCUGGUGGACUACAUCUUGGAGAAGAGCCACAUAGCAGAAGGCCCAGCUGACUUAAAAGACCCCUUCAAUCCCAAAGCGCAGUUAGUGCUGGUGGGCGCCACGUUUCCCGAAGGUGUAGGCCAACUGCUGAGUAAAAUUGGCAGCAUAGACUCUCUAACCACCAUCACUAGUUCCAAGCUUCACUGCAUCAUGCCUCAUGUCAGACAGACAUUCAUGAGGCUGAAGGGAGCAGAGAAGGUGACUGAGUUGGUGCAGCUCCUCAAACAGCAUGGCAAAGCAUAUAGGACUGGCACCUCAGGAACUGUUCUGGUGUUCUGUAAUAGUUCUAGUACUGUGAAUUGGCUGGGAUAUAUUCUGAAUGACCACAAAAUCCAACACUUAAGACUACAAGGACAAAUGCCAGCCUCAAUGAGGGUAGGUAUCUUCCAAUCCUUCCAGAAGGGCUCCCGAGACAUACUUCUCUGCACAGACAUCGCCUCUCGGGGCCUGGACAGCACUCAGGUGGAGCUAGUUAUCAAUUAUGAUUUCCCUCUCACCCUGCAAGACUACAUCCAUAGAACAGGGAGAGUGGGCCGUGUGGGGAGCAAGGUACCAGGCACCGUUAUCAGCUUUGUGACCCAUCCCUGGGAUGUGAACCUGGUUCAGAAGAUUGAGCUGGCAGCUCGCCGGAAGCGAAGCCUUCCAGGACUCGGGUCCUCAGUGAGAGAGCCUUUGUGCCAGUCAACCUGAUUGCAGCUGGCUUAAAUGUGAUGCUGUAACAGGGAUCAUUCUUUGUGUGCUGGGUGGGUGAACACUUGUCAGUAGGAUGCUUGGGGCGCCUAUUCACCUUCCUGAAGGCCUGGUUAGCUGCUGUCUGGCUUCAGAAGACAAGCUGCUGGCCAGCAUUGGAGAGUGACCUGCUGAGCAUGGCUCUCUAUAGUCUUUCACAUAAUAAAAAAUAAAGUCGA